ACGCUGCUCAUGACAGACUGCGCGUCGUCCGCAGCGGCUCUCCCGUGCAGCCUCUCAAGCUCUCCCCAUGCACGCUUCGCACCGCCGCGCUGAAAGCGACCGCAGCACCUCCGUGGAAAGGAUUUAAUGCGUCUUUCGUGUUGGACUAACUUUUUCCUGCCCCUUUAUUUUUAUUUUUCUUGCUGCGCCUUUUGGGGUUGAUUUCAGCCCUGUCUUCUUCCGCCGACACUUUGAAAUCUAAAAGCUUCACGAUAAGGAACACGAGAACACAGACACCAUGCCGCUGAAUUCAAGUUUGGCGAGUAAAAACUAUGACUACGACUACGACUCCAUGCAACCGUAUUUCUACUAUGACAACGAGGAGGAGGACUUCUACCCUCAGCAGCUUCAGCCUCCGGCACCCAGCGAAGACAUCUGGAAAAAAUUUGAACUGCUGCCGACCCCUCCCCUCUCCCCGAGCCGCCGGCCGUCCCUGUCAAGCCUCUUCCCCUCCACGGCGGAUCAGCUGGAGAUGGUCACCGAGUUCCUGGGCGACGACGUGGUCAACCAGAGCAUCAUCUGCGACGCCGACUACUCCCAGAACCUCCUCAAGUCCAUCAUCAUCCAGGACUGCAUGUGGAGCGGCUUCUCCGCCGCGGCCAAGCUGGAGAAAGUGGUCUCCGAGCGGCUCGCCUCCCUGCACGCCGCCAGGAAGGAGUCCGCGGCGGGCGAGUGCGCGGAGCCCGCCGGCGCCGCCGCGUGGAGGCUGAACAGCAGCUACCUGCAAGAUCUGAACACCGCCGCGUCCGAGUGCAUCGAUCCGUCGGUGGUGUUCCCCUACCCGAUAGCAGAGACGCCCAAGCAGAGCGCAGGGACGCCGCCUAGCAAGGACUUGGGACUGGAUACGCCUCCAAACAGCGGCAGCAGCAGCAGCAGCUGUAGUGACUCAGAAGAUGAAGAUGGAGAUGACGAUGAUGAUGACGACGAGGAGGACGAAGACCAGGAGGAGGAGGAGGAGGAGGAGAUCGAUGUGGUCACGGUGGAGAAGAGGCAGGCGGUGAAGCGGUGCGACCCCAGCCCGUCAGAGACCAGGCAUCCCAGCCCGCUCGUGCUGAAGAGGUGCCACGUCUCCACCCACCAGCAUAAUUACGCCGCCCAUCCAUCCAUGAGGCACGAGCAGCCGGCCGUCAAGAAACUGAAGCUGGAGAGCAGCAGCGGCGGUAGCGGAGGAGGAGGAGGCGGCGGCGGCGGCGGACACGGCCACAGCAGGGUCCUCAAACAGAUCAGCAGCAACCGCAAGUGUUCAAGCCCUCGGACGUCUGACACGGAGGACUAUGACAAGAGAAGGACUCACAAUGUUCUGGAGCGCCAGAGGAGGAACGAGCUCAAGUUGAGCUUCUUCGCCCUGCGGGACGAGAUCCCCGAGGUGGCCAACAACGAGAAGGCGGCCAAAGUGGUGAUCCUGAAGAAAGCCACAGAGUGCAUCUACAACAUGCAGUCAGACGAACAGACACUCCUCACUCUCAAAGAACAGCUGAGGAGGAAAAGUGAACUUUUAAAGCAGAGACUCUCACAGCUGCAGGGCUCUCGUGCUUAAAGUUUGAAUCAUAGACUUUUUUUGACCUUUUGUUUUGUUUUGUUUUUUUUUUAUGCAAGUUCAAGACUUAGGGUGUACAGUUGUCGUUGCAUGCAAAUGCAAAAAUGGAUUAAGUUGUUUGGAAUCUUGUUUGAUUUCAAUGUUAAAACUGCCUCAAUUGAAGUUAUGGGUGGAUUAAAUAUUUAAAAGUUUAUUUUUAUUAAUAAAAUAUUAAAAAAAUGGGGCUACCCUGAUGAGGGCCCAAACUAAAAUAUAAAUUUUUAUGUUUUGUAUAUAAUUAAUAUUUCCUAAGAAAAUGUAUUUUUGGAUCUCAAUUUGUCUGGAUGUUCAGACCCAGUGUUUGGUUUUUUUCCAUUAUGUUCCUAGAUUCUUUUUGAAAUAUAAAAUGUUUCUUCUUGAAA
Messenger RNA from Acanthopagrus latus (yellowfin seabream), 1977 nucleotides. It is a transcript of the gene myca, whose product is annotated as MYC proto-oncogene, bHLH transcription factor a. Lineage: Eukaryota; Metazoa; Chordata; Actinopteri; Spariformes; Sparidae. Gene Ontology annotation, molecular function: protein dimerization activity; RNA polymerase II cis-regulatory region sequence-specific DNA binding; DNA-binding transcription factor activity, RNA polymerase II-specific. The coding region runs from base 278 to 1576 and encodes 432 amino acids. The record is from RefSeq and is a predicted model, not a curated record. Gene Ontology annotation, biological process: positive regulation of cell population proliferation; regulation of transcription by RNA polymerase II. The transcript is spliced from 3 exons.